UCUACAACUAUCCAAAUACCCAGAAUUUGGUGUCACAGAAAUUGCCCCAAUUGCUCUGUUUUUAGUGCAAAUAACUCGCAACCAUGGAUGGAGAAUUGCAUUAUUGUUGAUGUAAUCUAGAGCUUCAUCUUUACAAGUGGAAUGGUGAUCUCCUGACAACCACUAGCAUUGAAGAUUCUAGUUCAUCUGAUAAAACUGGCUCUUACAAGGAAAAAAAUUGUAUUAGCUCAGCCAGAUGCUUCAGGGUGGAACUAACCCCCGACAACAUUGCAGUUGCUAUGGUAUAUAUUGUUCAAGGUGUCUUAGGCCUUUCAGAUCUUGCUGUUAGCUUUUAUUUGAAAGAUGACUACUGCAGAGACAGCUGUGAUAUCUGGUUUCUCAUCAUUGCCAUGGCUUGUAAAACCGUUAUAUGGAUUCAUUAGUGAUUCCUUCCCACUCUUUGGAUACCGGAGAAGGUCAUAUUUGGUACUAUCAGGACUUUUUGGAGCUCUCUCAUGGUUUUUGAUGGGCCACUUUUGUAGACAGCAAGUAUGGUGCUGCUUUUUGCAUACUUAUUGGUUCUCUUUCUGUUUCUUUCUCAGCUGUCAUAAGUUCCUUUUGGUUCUAGUUGGUUUCAGUUAUUUGACUUGUGGUGUUAGGUUUGUUACCUAGUCACAAUAAUUCAAGCCUGCGUGCUACGUUAUUUAUCUGAACUGUUUUUGACUUGAUCAAGAGUUUGACAACAAUCUUCUUGGAAUUUGGACCUUCAGAAUUGGUGGACACGCUAAGAGAUUGUGAACUGAAAACCAACUUAUUAA
Molecule: messenger RNA, 797 nt
Organism: Solanum lycopersicum (tomato)
Lineage: Eukaryota; Viridiplantae; Streptophyta; Magnoliopsida; Solanales; Solanaceae
Source: RefSeq, a predicted model, not a curated record